Molecule: messenger RNA, 2387 nt
Organism: Girardinichthys multiradiatus
Lineage: Eukaryota; Metazoa; Chordata; Actinopteri; Cyprinodontiformes; Goodeidae
Gene: smox
Product: spermine oxidase
Exons: 8
Coding region: 256-1899 (547 amino acids)
Molecular function (GO): polyamine oxidase activity
Source: RefSeq, a predicted model, not a curated record
GGCAACGGGGAAAACUGGCUGCUUCUGGUUUCCAGACAUAAAUACAAAGCCAAGCCGGGUCUGAGAGAGAACUACAGAGACACAACGGACAAGCGGAGCACUCUUAGGGGUUUUUUUUUUUACACAGAAGAAGACCAAGAGAGUCAGAUUCUUUGUCAGAUUCCAGUUGGGACUCUGCCUGAGCCACUCCGAAACGUUAAUAUUGCUUCCAGUCAGAAGAAAUAACCGACUCCACCGAAGAGGAGCUUAGACGGCAUGCAAAGUUGUGAAAUUUCCUCAGACAGCACUGAUGAUCCUCUUAGUAGCGGCUUUCACCCUCAUCGACAGCCUCGAAUAGUAGUAAUUGGUGCUGGCUUGGCCGGCCUUGCUGCAACAAGGGUCCUACUGAAAAACGGAUUCACGGAUGUCACAGUCCUAGAAGCAUCAGACCACAUCGGUGGGAGAGUUCAGAGUGUUAAGAACGGAAGAGCAACCUUGGAACUUGGAGCUACCUGGAUUCAUGGUGCCAACGGGAACCCAGUGUAUCACCUGGCAGAGGAAAAUGGGCUGCUGGAGCACACCACAGAUGGAGAGAGGAGUGAGGGACGCAUCAGCCUGUACACCAAGAAUGGUGUGGCCCACUAUCAGACCAAUGUGGGCAAAAGGAUCCCCAAGGAUCUGGUGGAGGAGUUCAGCGACCUGUACAAUGAUGUAUAUGAGCUGACUCAGGAGUUCUUCCAGAACGGGAAGCCAGUUUGUGCUGAGAGCCAGAACAGCGUCGGCGUUUUUACACGAGACCUAGUUCGAAAGAAGAUUAUGGUGGACCCUGAUGAUUCCGAAUGCACCAAGAAGCUUAAACUCUCGAUGCUUCAACAGUACCUCAAGGUGGAGAGCUGUGAGAGCAGCUCUCCCAGCAUGGAUGAAGUGUCUUUGAGUGAGUUUGGGGAGUGGACAGAGAUCCCUGGCGCACAUUACGUCAUUCCUGAAGGCUUCAUGAAGAUUGUGGACCUCUUAGCCCAGGACAUCCCGUCUCAUACCAUCUGCCUUUGCAAACCAGUCCGCUGCAUUCACUGGAACUACUCGGCCCAGCAUCGUGACGUCAUCGGCAAGAGCAGCGACACCAGGAGGGACGACAACCACAACGAUAACAACCAAGGCCACCAAUCAAACGAGGACCCCCUGAUCCUGGGUCAGCCUAUUUGGGUGGAGUGCGAGGACGAGGAGUGGAUUCCGGCAGACCACGUCAUCGUGACGGCUUCCCUCGGGGUGCUAAAGCAAAACCACGAGAUGAUGUUCUCCCCAUCUCUUCCCGAAGACAAGGUUCUUGCCAUUGAGAAGCUGGGCAUCAGUACCACUGACAAGAUUUUCCUGGAAUUCGAUGAGCCCUUCUGGAGCCCAGAGUGCAACAGCAUCCAGUUUGUGUGGGAGGAUGAGGCUCAGCUUGAACAGCUGGCUUACCCCGAGGAGCUGUGGUACAAGAAAAUCUGCAGCUUCGAUGUCCUCUACCCACCAGAGCGCUACGGCUACAUGCUAAGCGGCUGGAUCUGCGGCCAGGAGGCAUUGCACAUGGAGCGCUGCGAUGACGAAACAGUGGCUGAAACCUGCACGGAGCUGCUGAGGUGCUUCACAGGGAAUCCUGACAUUCCAAAGCCCAGGCGUAUCUUGCGCUCAUCUUGGGGCAGCAAUCUCUACAUCCGAGGCUCCUACUCCUUCACCAGGGUCGGGUCCAGUGGAGAAGACUGUGAAAGGCUGGCCAUGCCGCUGCCUUAUGCCAACAGCACCAAGGCUCCACCGCUGCAAGUCCUGUUUGCUGGAGAGGCCACCCACAGAAAGUACUAUUCCACUACACAUGGUGCUUUGCUCUCAGGACAGAGAGAGGCCACUCGCCUGAUGGAGGUUUACCAGGACCACAAAGCCUAAUAUAUAUAUAUAUAUCUAUAUAUAUAUAUAUAUAUAUAUAUAUAUAUAUAUAUAUAUAUAUAUAUAUAUAUGUGUGUGCAGCAAAAGUGUACAGAAAUUGAACCUCCGACUAGUGAAAAAAAUACAAUCCAUUGAGUUAAAGCUUUCUGUUUUCAUGAGGUUCUAGUUAUAAAUAUAGCUUGGGCAUUAUUACACUGAUAACAAAUGAGUAUUUUUCACGUACUGUAGAUUUUAAACCAUGCUAAAUUUUCUUUUUUAAUUGUUCUGUUAUCAACGGUGCUGUAAUUUCUUGUCUUGGCCAUUCUGUCAUUAUGUUGUCACUGUUUUUGUUUUAAUCAGAAAUUUAAUGUUUCUAGCAGCAGUAUCUUUAAUUUACAUUUUUUAUAAGUGCCUUCUGUAUUUAAUAUCAUGUUUCUUAAAAAAUAAUGAAGAUACUUAACAAAACGUUGUGCAAAUUCUAACAAAAUAAAAGUUCUAUGAUCAUCUAA